AUGGCUAAUGAGAAAGACUGGGAUCUCUCUGCCAUUUUCCGAUGUUGCCGAACUGCAAACUUUACUGCCACCACCGCCACCACAAAAACUCCGCCGAUAACCACCACCAUCGCCACUCAAGACACUAACUUUUGCAUGGCUGAUCAUUUAAUCCUCAGGCAAGAAGAGGAUGACUCAUUUUCUUUUCCCGUUCCUGAGCCACUUCCAACCAAUGGUUUCGAUGAACACCCAUUGUUAAUGAACUUCAAACCCACCACUAUCACCAACACUAACACUAGCGGUAAUAAUAUCAAAUCCUAUUCCACUUUUGGAGAACAGUGGAUGCAACAAGGAUAUCAUCCUGUGCCUGCUCCCACAAAUUACACCUCCAUUGGAGCCUCCACAAAUUAUCAACCUCAAUGGCAUGCGCAGCAACCCCAACCCCAACCCUCACAACAACAACACCAGCACAAUCAAGUACCUCAAAUCAGUCCUGUGAUUUUACAAAACAUACGACCACCAACACCCAUAUCAAGAAAAAGCCAUGCAAAAGUUAGUGUCUUGAGUGGCGGUGGUGGUGGUUAUCGGCAGAGUUUUUGUGGUGGCGGUGGUGGCAGUAAAGUUUGCAGUUCGGCAACAUCGGAAAAUGGCAGAGAGAUCCCAGUCUUUCUCAUUAGCCAUUUGAGAGAAUGA
This is a messenger RNA of Gastrolobium bilobum, 672 nucleotides long. RefSeq lists its product as uncharacterized. The record is from RefSeq and is a predicted model, not a curated record. The transcript is spliced from 2 exons. NCBI's taxonomy places the organism in Eukaryota, Viridiplantae, Streptophyta, Magnoliopsida, Fabales, Fabaceae. Bases 1 to 672 code for a protein of 223 amino acids.